UGAACUUUAUCUGUCGGGCGGCUCAGUCGUUUGUGUUUGCUAAUUUGAAUCGUGCGUAGGUGGAUUUUUGGUUUUCAGCUGUUUUCAGUUUUUCCCAGUAAUGUUUAUCUAAUAAUCUAAUGUAUGUUUUAGCCAAACUUUAGGUGAAUUGUGUAUUUGGAGUGGAAAGGACGAAGAUAAAGAACAUGUUGUUACAGUGGUGAUCGUCAUCAUUAUUUAUGUUUGAGAGUUUGCGUCUAACGCCAAGUAGUGGCUAAGUGAUUUUUUUUCCUCUUUUAAAGAGAAACUCAGCGUGUGGAUCGAGAGUUCAAUCAAUAAAAUAGUGUAACAUCGGCAUGAUUCAAAGAUAUGCAAAAAAAUAAAUGAGUGAGUUAAACUUGUGAGCCAGGGUGCAGUUAGGUACUUGUUGGAUACUCACGAGUGGAGAUUCUAAAUCGCCGGAAAAAUAAACCACAGCCAUGGAAUGAUUUGUUCAAUUUACCAUAAACAUCAACAUCGACCUCUCACAGCCAGCACCAGCUUUCAGGAAAAAGUAUUAAUUUGCAACAGUCGUACCUAAUACACAUUAUUGCUGAUUGACCAGCUUAGAAUAGCCGUUCCGCAACAACGCGCGCAUUCAUUUGUUCAUGUGCUCAAUCGUCCCAGUCUAGCAGAAGUCAUGGACAAGCAAAACGAAGUGCUUCUGAACACAUUCGUGAUAUCGAAGAAAAAAUACCGAGUGGUCUACAAUGCCGGCGUGCUCGUGUGGGAAGCUGAGAACUCCAAGAAGGCAGGAAAAACGUCGGCCCCCGUCUGUGAUAUCGUAUCAGUUACGCUAUCAACGACGGCCAGCGGACGAUCAUCUGUGAAAAAUGUCCCCCAUGCUGUCACUACCACGUAUGGAACAACCUCAAGUACUCAUGCCCCCAUGAAUGAAGAUAUGGAUUAUGAUCGGCUCCCGGUGCUCCCAACAUCAGCAUCGAUAUCAACGAAUGCUACUAUAAACACCGUAACAACCACUACUAACGUUAGCACUAGAGUAAACUCGUACGAUUUGUUGCACAGCGACGUCACCAGUGGGGAAGACAUCCUGAGUGGAAGUAGUCAAUCCCACGGCAACUACCUAAUAAUCCAUUAUGCCAGGCUAGUGUCGCCCAGUACAUGCAAAUGGAGAGUCCAACAGCUGGUUCUGUACAAAAACGAACACAGAGUUACCAAGCUUUGGUACAAUCGUUUAUCAGAAGAUAUCAGAGAGCAAAACCGACCGAAAAAUAUAUUACUGUUUCUCAAUCCUUACGGUGGCAAACAAAAGGCAUUUUCCCUUUUCGAAAAGUAUGCCAAACCGUUGUUCAAAUUGGCCCAUGUUGAUAUCAAUUUGAUAAUAACGCAACGGGCGCAGCAAAUCUAUGACAUUAUGACCUCGCAAACGAUCAAUCUAAACAACUAUGACGGCGUGGUAUGCUGCGGUGGCGAUGGGACAUUCGCUGAGCUUUUCAACGGACUGGUCUAUCGGACGAUGAUUGACAAGGGAAUGGACAUUAACCAACCACCAUACUUACCCAAACCAAGCAUCCCAAUCGGGAUUAUUCCAGCUGGUAGCACUGAUACGGUAGCUUACUGCUUAAAUGGUACCACUGACAUUAAAACCUCCAUCAUCCACAUAAUUCUUGGUCAAACAAAUGGCCUUGACAUUUCCAGUGUGUACCGAAAUUGCGCUGAUAGCGGCAGUGGAGGUUCUAGUCAAGUGCAACCUGCCAAUGAUUUGAAAAUAUCAGACAAUAAUACUUUCGACAGUUCUACCGCUGGUCAUGCUAGAACGCGACCUCAAUUGCUCAAACUCUAUGCCAGUGUACUAUCAUACGGAUUCCUUGGCGACGUGACGUUUGACAGUGAAAAUUAUCGAUGGAUGGGACCUAAACGAUACGACUACUCAGGAUUUAAAAAAUUCUUACGCAAUCGUGGCUAUAGCGGAGACAUCACCAUCCACCUGGAAAUGGAUAUGAUCGAUAACGUGCGUGUUGAUCGGAAUAGUCCGCAUGACGGCGUUCUGUGCUUGGAAAAUUGCCAACGUUGCCAAGCUUCUUCCGCUAAAAUUGCAAAUCCUAUAGACUGUGAAACCGAAACAGUUACCAUCAGUGGAAAGUUCCUGAUGGUGAAUGGUGCUAAUAUUUCCUGUGCAUGCUCUCGCAGUCCACAGGGUUUUAAUCCAUACAGCCACCUGGGCGAUGGCUAUAUUGACCUGAUUUUGGUACGGCAUACUUCGUUUUUCAAUAAUGUAAGGCUGCUGCUGGCGAUGUCAUCGAAACGGAAAAAGAUCAGCGAUUUACCAUUUGUGGAGAUUUACCGGACGAAGAAAUUCAGCUUCAAUGGACGCGUCGUGACUGCACGCCAAGGUCACGGUCACGAUAACGGUGCGGCGAUUGCUGAUGAGUUGGACCGAACCGGUACAACGGCGACGACUAGCACAGACUCAACGAACGACAUUGUGGACUCAACGGCGUCGACCGGCAGCUCGGACGAGAACAAUAAGCUACUGUCCAAGUGGAACUGUGAUGGGGAGAUCCUGAUGGAUACGAAUAUAACAGUAGAGUGCAAUUGCCAGCUAAUUAACGUGUUCCGACGAGGUAUCAGUUGCAGUGAUAGUAGUUGUAAGAAAAAUGACCCAGGCGUAUUGAACUGCUGCGGAGUUUGUAAAUAAUCCCUAACUAACUAACCCUAAGUCACACGUGAUGCAAGACAAAAUGUGCUCUAAUAAUUUUAAGAUGAUUUCCUGCUCUUUUGAGGUUACACUUUAAACAAACCCUGCCUGUGAUUGGUAUUAGAAAAGAAAAACUUAACUUAUUAGACUUUUUAUGUUAGCGUCGUCGUAUGCCUGGACAAAAGUAUUUUUUAAAACAGCGGAACAUUCAAAGUACUACUCUCAAUUCAAACAUGUUUUAGGGUGUGUAAUAAUUAAGUAUUUGAAUUGGUAUUCUACAAUAACAUCAUCAUUCGAGAUGAAUUCCAAUAUUUAAUGCUCUUAUGACAUUCCAAUAUGGUAAAUUCAACUGUAUUGAACAUUUACAACUGCUGAUAGGCUUACCUUUUCCUACAAAGGUAUCGUGUCCUACAUUACCAUUUAGGUAUUAGAAGAAUAGCAUUUUUGCUUUCCAUUCAAGAUACUUGUGAUGAUAGUAUAUUUUGUUUAAGGAUGCUUAUUGAAAAUUCGAGGAAUUCAAUUGGGGCGUUGGGAAACGACAAAGAAAUGUCUUUAAAUAUACAUAACUAAUAUGAUGGGCUGAACAGUUGAAGUAGUUGUACGAACUAGUAAUUGUACUCAAUGAGUCGUACUUGUUAAUCAAAUGGUUAGAUUGUAAAUUCUAGGGAUAUAGUUUUAUGAUGUAGUUUACGUACUGAAUGUUUAAUAAAUAAAUUAAAUUGUUUCUACGAGAAAA
Molecule: messenger RNA, 3413 nt
Organism: Armigeres subalbatus
Lineage: Eukaryota; Metazoa; Arthropoda; Insecta; Diptera; Culicidae
Product: ceramide kinase
Exons: 10
Coding region: 659-2677 (672 amino acids)
Biological process (GO): ceramide metabolic process; phosphorylation
Molecular function (GO): ceramide kinase activity
Source: RefSeq, a predicted model, not a curated record